UGUGUGUGUGUGUGGAGCGGGGACACCACGUUUUGGGGUCCCUCACGUUCCCUGCAGGGGCUGUGCUGGGCUGCAGGACCCCACAGACCCCAGAGGCACGAGGAGAAGGUGCUGUCCCAGGAAUGGGGGCAGGGAGGGGCUCUGGGGUGGCCCCCAGCAGAUGCUGGGCUCGGCAGCAGCUGCCUGAGAGCAGGCUCGGAGAGCAGGAAAUAACAAACCAAACCGCAGCGAGACGGGAAAUGAUGCUGAUAGAGCAGGGCUGGGCCUCAGCUGGGGCUGGGAAACCUUUGCAAGCAGGGCUGAGAGGGGCACCCACUAAUGCCCAGCAUCUAGGGAAAUGCUCUUUUCAACUCUGACAGCAGCCAUGAAUUUUAGGUGUGCUUUGCUGAUGUGACUCAAGCCUGCUGCCAGCUGCUGGGGGUUUGGCAGCCAAAGAGCCUUCUAAAGCUCAGGACAAGUUUGCAAAUGUCCCUGUGAGGUGGGCAUUGAGGAAAUGCCCCUGCCCCAAGCCCUCCGCCCUGACCUGGCUCUGCCCUGGGAUUUUCUCAGUGUCUAGCCCAGUCCUUGGGCAGCAGGAAGGUUUUUGGGGUGGCAACAUGAGGCCAAGGGGGUUCAGUAGGGCAGGAAAGCAGCUCCAGGCGGAGGCAGGUGCUGGUUUUCCAGCCUCUAACUCAUCCUCAUCAUUGCAGAGCCACCCCUUCCCCCUGCUUUUCUCUGCUCUGCUCCUCCCUUGGCAGCAUCACUCAGCCCCACAGCUCUGUCGUCUGUAUUCAAACCAGGGCUCGUCUUUCACGGGUGUUUUGAGGGUAAAGUGUGGUGGGGAAAACCCCUGAGGAGCUGUCAGCGAGCACCUUUUUAGCUCUUUUUUACCAAAAGGGGUAAUUUGCAAUGCUGGUGUGUUUUUCCUGUGCUGGUCCCAGCCCUGUCAGCCUCAUCCUCGCAGGCACAUCACAAGGGCUCAGCCUGAAGGCACCAAAGACAAAAUCCCCAUCAGUGGCUCUGCUGAGCUGGGAUCAGCAAGACUUUUCUGGGCUAAAAUUAGGCUAAAACCACAGUCCUUCCUCCAUCAACACCAUUCCUUGAGUGGUGCAUUAGUGAAACAGGGGGUGCUGGUUUUGCUGCCUUGGUUUGGGGCCAGCCUUGCUGCCAGCGGUCAUUGCCUGGCAGGUGCUUCCACCCGUGGGUUUGGGGUAGAAUCCAUCCCAUCACCUUCCAGCUGUUCAGAGCCCCAAACCCUCCAGCUGCUAUCCCAGUGUUCCAGACCUGCAUCUCCCAUCCAGUUCCCUGUGCCUCAGUCUCUGGGAAGGGCUGAUCUGAGCCUGGAGGGAGCUUUGAGCACACCCCAGCUCCUGCAGGGCUGCUGGGGUUGGUGAUGAAACCAGCCCCGCUCCUGAUGACAUUUCCUUUCCAGGUGCUGCAAGAGCUCUGUCUUUGACACCUCUGCAGGGAACCUCGACCCACGGCCCUCAAGCUGAGGAUUAAACAGAGGGAGAAGGGGAAGGAGCCAUGUUCCAGGCCACGGGAGCAGCCAGCCCAGCCCCAGCCCAUGAGGCCAAAAGCAGCUCAGGAGGCAGCACAGUGCAGCGCUCCAAGUCCUUCAGCCUGAAGGCGCAGGUGAAGGAGAUGUGCACUGCCUGCCAGAAAACCGUGUACCCCAUGGAGCGCCUGGUGGCCGACAAAUUCGUCUUCCACAACUCCUGCUUCUGCUGCAAGCACUGCCACGCCAAGCUCAGCCUGGGCAGCUACGCCGCGCUCCACGGGGAGUUCUACUGCAAGCCCCACUUCCAGCAGCUCUUCAAGAGUAAAGGCAACUACGACGAAGGCUUCGGGCGCCGGCAGCACAAGGAGCUGUGGGUGCACAAGGAGGUGGAGAGCGGCCCCAAGUCGGCGUGAGCGGGGCCAGCCCCGCCCCGGAGCCCCGCAGAGCCGGGGCAGCUGAGCCGGGAGAACUGAGCUGAUGUAGAGCAGGACCUGGGCCCGGGCAGAGGGGGAGCCCCUCUCUGGGGGUGCUCAGAGGCUGUAAGGACAGGGGUGAGCAGGGUGCAGCCCCCAGACCUGGAGCUCUGUCUCUGCAGGCCCCUCUGCCCAGUGAGAUCAGAGCAGGAGCAAUGCCCCCCAUGGGCCCCCCAGCCCUGCUGAUCCAUGUCAGCCCUGUCACCAUGGAAAAGGGCUGAGCUGGGGGCUUCUCCAGCUUGAGCCACUGCAGAGCUCCCAGCCACACCAGCCCUGCCCUGCUGGGGCUCUGCAUGAGGAGGGUCCCUGGUUUACAUCAGCUCAGUUCAGCUGGGAUGGUUCAGCCUUAAGGUUUCACAGUGUCUGUUUUUUAUAUUUGCCUUCCACUGGUACGUUCUGCGCUGGAGCCUCGUGGCAGCUUCGCCCGCGCGCCUUUAUUUUUGUAAUACAAGGUUUCCCAGCCUUC
Messenger RNA from Melospiza georgiana, 2419 nucleotides. It is a transcript of the gene LIMD2, whose product is annotated as LIM domain containing 2. NCBI's taxonomy places the organism in Eukaryota, Metazoa, Chordata, Aves, Passeriformes, Passerellidae. Bases 1507 to 1893 code for a protein of 128 amino acids. The record is from RefSeq and is a predicted model, not a curated record. The transcript has 4 exons. Gene Ontology annotation, cellular component: actin cytoskeleton; plasma membrane. Gene Ontology annotation, molecular function: actin filament binding. Gene Ontology annotation, biological process: actin filament bundle assembly.